AGAGAGAAAUUCAGUAAUGGGAACAGCAAACAGUCAGAGGUCAGGCAUUUAGUGGGAAGUACUCAGUCGCACAGUAUCCAGUAUAGAAACAGGAUGGCCAAGCUUCCAGUCCAUGAUAAAGUGUUCGCCAUACGACGUCUUCUUCGCCUUGGGGAGAUGGAGGAGGAGGAGGAGGAGGAACCAGCUUUCGUUCUCUGUGCAGGCAAGGUAUCAAUUCAUGAAAGUUACCUACACCCUGUCACAGAAGCUCAGGCUGCUCUUCUCGCUGGGUCAGGAAGUGGUUGCCCCUUUCAAGAUAUUACACAAUGGACAGGCGCUGAUGUUGAAUUUGACCUCCGCCAACCAAACGUACACGGCACGAAGUUUGUCAUCAUUCGUGGCUCUCGUCGUGAGAUCGGGGGGGCAGUCAGGCUCAUCAAUCAGAUGACAGGCGUUCAGGAAUCCUUGUUAGCCCAAGCCCAGGUAUUCUGGUUGCAGUGGGUUGAGGAUGCCUUCCCUGAACUCGACUCUCGCUCCUACUUCCUGCCCCCUGUCUGCAUCAACCGCGUGCCGAUGACCAGACAAGUAGUUGUUGGUCUCAAUGUUCAGAUUGUUCAUUCACCACCUGGACAGGCUGGUCAACCAUCACCUGUGCAGGGGUAUAUGUCAUCACCUGGACAGGCAGGGCAGUCAACACCUGGACAGUCUGGUCAGUACCAAGCGCCAGCAAUGGGAGUCAGUCAGCCCUCCAUCCCUCAGCCUCCUACCGUCCAAGACAGUGAUGUCAGAGAUGAUACAGCCAUGCAGCGGGUUCUACUUUGUCUACAGAAAAUGUCUGAAGAGAACAAAGAAGUUUUGUUUGGAAUGAGUCAGCUUCAGUUCGGACAGUAUCUGGGUGAACAUUGUUAUGCUGCUGCAGCUGUCCAGCUUCCCCUAUCCUCCAACCUUCCUCCUGCUGUACCCAGAAACUGGAAACAGGGAGACUUUGAUGUGCUGCUUAUUCACCGACAUUACGGUUUGGUUGUUUGCGAAGUGAAGUCCUUUGGCCAAAAUGUUAGCAAACUGAGCAUGUCACAGCAGGAUAUUGAUAACAACAUUAGAAAGAAACUAAAAGUCGCUGUCUCACAGCUGAACAAGGCGAAGGCCAUGUUGUCACACCUCGUGUCUGACAUCGCUCCAGGUCUGCGCAUCACAAAGACGAUCGGGGUGCCUAACCUCACGGCUGGACAAAUACAACAGGUCAUCUCCAGUGACCCACAACUGACUGGAGACCUGUGUAGAUGUCUGGAAACAACAGACCCCGCCAACAUCCCUGGACUUUGUCUGUGCUCUGAUCAGCUGUCUGACCCCAAGACGCCAUGGGACGUCAGUAGUCACGUGCUGACGGAGCUCAGGAACUGGUGGCAGCGACGUGUGGCUGGUGCUGGACCUGACAGUCACAUGACCUGUGACGUGUACAAGAAAUUAGUAGCCAGAUUUUGUGGUCCGGCCACUACAGUGACUGUACCAUGUACAUCUCUUCCACGCGUAACUGUCAAAACCCUGGAUCAGGCCGUGUCCUUAACGGGAGAGUAUAAUGUUGCUCAAAUAACACUCUUCCCCGAGCAAGUUCACCUGCUCGCCAUCGCACCUGCCACAGUCUUUAUAGCAGGACCGCCAGGUACAGGUAAAAGUGUGGUGCUGUUCCUGAAGGGCGCAGAAUGGCUGCGGUGUGGCGAAUACGUCUACAUUGUAAGCAUUGGGUACGGGAGUCGUGCAGCGUGUUGUAUGCUGUACCACAUGCUGCUGCAGCAUGUAAACACACAACAGGCAGCAGGUGCACCACCCGGUCAGCCUCACCUCCUGCAGUAUGAUUUUGCUGAUGAUAAAGACGUGGAAAAGGCCGUCAACGACUUGUCACAGGCGCGCAAACGGAAGGGCCGUUGUAUGUCAUCGUUGACGAAGCGAGUAACGAUUUGAGGUCAGAGUUCCAGAUUUCUGUAACAAGCUGCUGACACAAGUUCCUCUUCUCCAUCUGUGGGCGGCAAGUUGUUACCAUGGAGACGCACCCGCCGGCUGGCAAGGAAUCUUUAACCGACCCCUCCGGUCUCCACCGGCAGUUGUCAGGGAAGUCGCGAAGGAUGAGAAAAUCACUAAGCACCAUCUUUGUCCAGCAUACACCGAGCGUGGUGUACCUGACUACACAGACGGUCCACCGAUAAAAUAUUUGUAUCACCGAGGUCAGGGUCACUCAGGUAACUGGCCAGAUGACUGUGUCACGUGCGGCCGUGAGGUGGCCAGCUUCCUACACAGUCUUCGUGUUGUUUACCUGCUGACACGCCAGCAGUCUCCGCCACCAGCAGCCAUAAACCACCCGGCCUGCAGUGGAAAGACGUGUUAGUGUUGCACUGGUAUGUCGCUAGUGAAUACUCGGGUGUGGUUACUGCUUUUAGUGAAGCGGGUAUCCCAGUGCGGGUGAUGGAAGAUGAUGACAUCGAGGACGUGGCUACAGCCCGCAGUGACGUGGUGUGGGUGGCUGAUGGAGGUCGUGUUCGUGGUUUGGAGAGAAAGAUCAUCGUCUGUCUGGAAUCUCGUGUUGAGGAUUUCUCUGACCGCCUUUAUUGCAUGUCGCGGUGUACGUCACAACUUGUGGUUGUCUCUCCUGAAGACAAAGCAGUAACACAGCAUUGUUUUCUUUCCUAAUCUCAACUGUCUGAUUCUCCACCAGCAUGUCGUAAGGCUGACAUCACCCCCUGCCACUGGCAGAAAACAAGGUGAGGGUCAUUCUCAACAUCAGUGAGUCAUCAUCAUCAUCAUCAGAAGGGGUCAUUGUGCAGUUUGACGGUGUGGCCUGUGUCUAUGAGCUAUAUACAGGAAUAGACAAAGGUCACAAAGAUACAACUACAGUGCAUCUAUCUCAUCACUCGCCAACAGGAUUGCAUUAAACGGAUUGAUGUAGAAAACUUAGAUCGUGAGUUGUUUUAUGAACAGAACGAAUUUGUAUUAACCAAAGAGUUACAACAUCUCAAUAAUUCUCCCACAUUACUGUAGUCUGUCGCCAUGAACUGUGGACAGUCAUGACUUGUUAUGGGCUGUGGCUCUUGCCUUCACCUGAUCCAUGCCUACUUCACAGUGAUCUACGGUCAUAUACUGCUUGUGUAUGAAGCUAGCAGUCACAUGUGUCUUGUGUAUACAGAUGACGUCACAUAUAUCUUGUGUAUACAGCUGCGGUCACAUAUUACUUACCUUUCACUUGCCACAUGGAAAUUUGAAAAAUUAUUGUUCUAAGCAGGUUUCUUUACAGUGGUGCAUCCUUACGUCCUCAUUUCAUGUCACCACACGUAUAAUGAUUUUUUUCCCACAACACAUGAGCCAUUUGUAUAGACACAAUUUAUAACUCUCCAACUGUGAACAGACAACACUACUCUUUGUAAAAUAGUCUUUAAACAUGGUAAUAAUUAGUGUGAGUUUUAUGUACAAACUUUUUAAAUUAGCGGCUUUACCAUAACGUAAAAUAGUAUAGUAUGCUUAUAAAUUAUGAGAUAUACUAUACUGUGACCCAGUCAAGAAAUUCAAAUAAAAGGUUAAUUUUA
Molecule: messenger RNA, 3551 nt
Organism: Pomacea canaliculata
Lineage: Eukaryota; Metazoa; Mollusca; Gastropoda; Architaenioglossa; Ampullariidae
Exons: 9
Coding region: 94-1938 (614 amino acids)
Source: RefSeq, a predicted model, not a curated record